Molecule: messenger RNA, 2168 nt
Organism: Coffea eugenioides
Lineage: Eukaryota; Viridiplantae; Streptophyta; Magnoliopsida; Gentianales; Rubiaceae
Product: protein PLASTID TRANSCRIPTIONALLY ACTIVE 16, chloroplastic
Exons: 5
Coding region: 154-1908 (584 amino acids)
Source: RefSeq, a predicted model, not a curated record
CGAUCGUACAGAAACUGAUAUUCCCGGGGACAUUUCCACACCUAAUGGGUUCAACAAAACUUGAGAAACCAAGACAAAGAGUCUAGUUUGAUACUACAUUGAAUCAAGAAAGAGGCUGCUUGCUGGUAGCUCUUCUUACCAAUUCCAAUUGUCAUGGCGCCAGCUCUCUCUUCAAAUUCGUUUUUACUGAACAUACCCGCAUCCCAAUCAAGAAAAACAGUCAAGAAACAAAGGCUUACUGCUUUUGCCAAAAAAGCCGGCGCUGGACCUUUUUCAGGUUUUCAGUUUGGUAAAUCAGCAGAUGAUCCUUCUUCAAGAGAAGGCCAAGAAGAUAUUUCCGGCAACUCUUCCCCGUUUAAGUUCAAUUUUGGCAAGUUGCCCGACGUGAAAUCCUUUGUUCCUGCUGUCAACAGCCCGGCUUCAGGAUUAUCAUUGAUAAGGCGCAAGGAUCCCGGAACAGUGUUCGUUGCUGGUGCUACAGGCCAGGCUGGAGUACGCAUUGCCCAAUCACUUUUGCGGGAAGGGUUCAAAGUUAGAGCUGGAGUUCCUGACCUUGGUGCUGCCCAAGAACUAGCUCUUCUGGCUGCAAAAUACAAGAUCAUUUCUAAUGAUGAAUCGCGUCGUCUCAAUGCUGUUGCAUCAAAUUUCAAUGAUGCGGAAGCAAUAGCAAAAGCUAUAGGAAACGCUAGUAAAGUUGUCGUUACAAUCGGCCCUGGAGAGAAUGGUCCGACUGCAGAUGUCACUUUUUCGGAUGCUUUGCAAGUAAUUCAAGCUGCGCAGUUGGCUAAUGUUGGUCAUGUGGCCAUAAUAUAUAAUGGAUCAUCAUUCACUGCGUCAACUUACAAUGUGCUAGAUGGCAUAACAUCCUUUUUCGGCAAUAUGUUUGCGCGGUCUGCACCAUUGACGAUCCCAGAGUUUCUCCAGAAGUUAGUGGAGACAGACCUUAGAUACACCUUGAUAAAGACUAAUCUCACCGAGGAUUACUUGCCAGAGAGUUCGUACAAUAUCGUUGUGUCGGCUGAAGGAAGUGCUGGUGCAACCGACUACAAAGUUUCCAAGUCAAAAAUUGCCUCUCUAGUAGCAGGAAUUUUCUCAAAUACUGCUGUUGCUGAGAAUAAGGUUGUGAAAGUCUUUACUGAUCCAGCAGCACCCUCAAAGCCUGCAGAAGAACUUUUCACCAUCAUCCCGGAGGAUGGGAGAAGGAAGGCUUAUGCAGAAGCCCUUGCAAAAGCCAGGAAAGAGGAAGAGGCUACAAGAGCAACAGAGAAAUCUCGUCUAGCUGCGGAAGCAGCAAAGAUGAGCAAAGAAGAGUUAAAGAAACUUGCAAAGCAGGAAGCUGAGGCUGCCAGUUUUGCAGAACAAGCCCAAGAGAAGGCGGCUGCUGCAGGAGUUUCAGUUGAGAGCCUCUUAAGUAAAGCCCAAGGCAUAAGCUCAGGACUAUCUUGGGAAAACCUGAGCUCACAGCUGAAAUCAGCUGUUCAGCAACCUGCGGAAGCAGCAAAGAUGCGCAAAGAAGAGUUAAAGAAACUUGCAAAGCAGGAAGCUGAGGCUGCCAGUUUUGCAGAACAAGCCCAAGAGAAGGCGGCUGCUUCAGGAGUUUCAGUUGAGAGCCUCUUAAGUAAAGCCCAAGGCAUAAGCUCAGGACUAUCUUGGGAAAACCUGAGCUCACAGCUGAAAUCAGCUGUUCAGCAACCGGGCGAGGACUCUAAAGUGCAGGUCGCUACUGUGAGGGGUCAGGGUAGGGCUCGAAAUCUGCCUGCCCAAAAAGCUGUAGUCAAAAAAUCUGCUUCCUUAAAAUCAAGGGAGCUUCCAAAGCCAAAGGCCAAACAACCAGAGUCCAAGACAGAGGUCAGAAAGGUUUUUGGCGGGUUGUUUCAGCAAGAAACCAUUUAUGUUGAUGAUGACUAAGAAGAUUGGAGCUACAUAUAUUCUAUUCUCUGUGACUUUUUCAUCUGCCUGUGUGUUCAUUAUUGAUGCUGGGUUAAGUUGGUUUUGACAGAACGAGCUAGAAUGGAGCACAUUUUUGCACAGUGGUAAGACUUCGAAGAAUUGCUAUUUAUCAGAUAGUAGCAUAUUUGUGGACUCUGAGUUGUACUACAGACUUCCAGCUUGUUGUAACAAAUACUUAAAUGUUUAAAUCGAGAUUCCAACACAUACAGCCGACUACA